GGGCCUGAACCCUGGCCUUGUCUAUACGUGCACCAUUCAACGCGAAUACAAUUCAGAUCUCUUUUGAACACCUAGUGUUACAAUGGAUGAUGACGAUGCUGAUUACAUGCAAGGAAGCGACGACGAGGAUUAUGGCUUUGACUAUUCCGACGGCGAGGAUGCUGAAGAGUCUGGUAGCGCCGACGUCGAAAACAUGUACUAUAAAGCCAAGUCGAAGAAGGAAGAUAAUCCUGAAGGGGCUUUGAAGGAAUUCCGCGCAAUCGUAGAUCAGGAAAAAGAGAAAGGAGAUUGGGGCUUUAAAGCUUUGAAGCAAGCUACAAAGUUACUUUAUCUUGUUUUAAGACGACCAAAUGAUGCACUACAAACCUACAUCCAACUUCUGACAUACACGAAAUCUGCUGUCACUCGAAAUUACUCUGAAAAGACGAUCAACGGGAUUCUAGAUUAUGUUGGAGGUGGCAAGGGUGGUUCAGUCGAAGUUGAUGUCUUGGAAAAGUUCUAUCAAGCGACCAAAACUGCUUUGGAAGAAGCCAAGAACGACCGUCUGUCGGCCAAAACAAACUUGAAACUGGCGAAGCUAUGGCUGGAUCGGAAAGAGUACACACGAUUAUCCAAGCUCAUUCGCGAUCUCCAUGUUGCUACCGGUCCUGCAGGCGAUGGCGACGACCAAUCGCAGCGCGGUACCCAACUACUUGAAAUCUACGCAUUGGAAAUCCAAAUGUAUAACGAAACGCGGAAUUUCAAGAAGCUGAAAGAGAUUUACAACGCCACGAACAACGUCCGUUCUGCCAUUCCUCAUCCGCGUAUCAUGGGUGUCAUCAAGGAAUGUGGCGGGAAAAUGUGGAUGGGUGAACGUCAAUGGAACAAGGCUAGCGAAGAUUUCUUUGAGUCGUUCCGCAAUUACGAUGAAGCCGGAUCGCCACAAAGAAUCCAAGUGUUGAAAUAUCUUGUCCUGGCAAACAUGCUUAUGGGAAGUGAAGUUAAUCCGUUCGACAGUCAGGAAACAAAGCCAUAUAAGAACGAUCCCGAGAUCAAGGCAAUGACCGACCUCGUCGACGCCUAUCAGAGACGAGAGGUGCACUCUGCAGAGAAGAUUCUUCGAGAUAGCGGCGCAACCAUCCUAGGUGAUUCCUUCAUCAGAGCUUACAUUGGCGAGCUGCUUCGUAGUCUGCGAACACAAUACCUCAUCGACCUGAUCAAGCCAUACUCGCGUCUAGAACUGUCUUUCCUUGCCAAGCAACUCAAUGUCGAAAUACAAGAAGUCGAAGAUCUUCUUAUUGGACUUAUCCUAGAAGGCAAAGUUGAAGGCCGAAUAGACCAAGUCGGCAUGAGAUUAGAGCUUGAUCGAAAACAAAGCCUGGAAAAGAAACGAUAUUCCGCGCUACAGAAAUGGACUGAAAACAUUGAAGCGGUGCACGGUGCCGUCGUCGGCAAAACAGGUUCUAGUGGGCGGGGUGGGGACCCAGGUAUGAGCAUGAGUGACGUUUACAUGCGGGAUGCGGGAUUCGGAUAGGUAGUGAAGGUCGGUACUUUGAAAAUAUUGCUUUUCGCUCGCUUUUUCUGUUUUUUGUAUACUCAAUCUGUUGGAGCCCGAUCAAAUAUCCGGUUUGUUGAUACUGGACUGCCAAUGAGAGACUUCAAGGAGGUUCCCGGGAUUCUGGGUACUACUCAACGACGCUCAGACCAGCUGAUAUGCCUCAAUGAGCCUGACCAUAGUAGUUGCCAUGUAACACUCCCUAUUGGCCUUCACUGCGGG
Molecule: messenger RNA, 1756 nt
Organism: Lentinula edodes (shiitake mushroom)
Lineage: Eukaryota; Fungi; Basidiomycota; Agaricomycetes; Agaricales; Omphalotaceae
Product: PCI domain-containing protein
Exons: 11
Coding region: 83-1513 (476 amino acids)
Biological process (GO): protein deneddylation
Cellular component (GO): COP9 signalosome
Source: RefSeq, a predicted model, not a curated record